Molecule: messenger RNA, 11778 nt
Organism: Cuculus canorus (common cuckoo)
Lineage: Eukaryota; Metazoa; Chordata; Aves; Cuculiformes; Cuculidae
Gene: CACNA1G
Product: calcium voltage-gated channel subunit alpha1 G
Exons: 40
Coding region: 343-7716 (2457 amino acids)
Biological process (GO): calcium ion import; membrane depolarization during action potential; calcium ion transmembrane transport
Cellular component (GO): voltage-gated calcium channel complex; plasma membrane; voltage-gated sodium channel complex
Molecular function (GO): voltage-gated sodium channel activity; low voltage-gated calcium channel activity
Source: RefSeq, a predicted model, not a curated record
GCUCCAGCUGCGCGGCUGGAGCAUCCCCGGCCCCGGGCUGCGUCCCCGCCCGCGCGGAUGCCGGGGGGCGCGGGGGGCGCUCGCAGCCGCUAACGGGGGUCGGAGGGGAGGCAGCAGCACCGCCGCCGCCGCCUCCUCCUCCUCCUGCAGCUCCUGGCCCGCGGCUCGGCGCCCCGGAGGCACGGCGAGGAGGAGCUACGGAGCCCGCAGACGGCGGGGCAGGGCGAGGGGGGCGGCCCGGCCAUGCCGCCCUGGCGCUGAAGCCGCCCCCCACCAUGGCUGCGCCCCGCUAGGCAUCCCCUCCGCGUCGCCCCGGCUCCCCCCGGGGCCACCGGCCGGAGGAUGGACGAGGAUGGACCGCGAGCGGCCGAGGAGGAGCCGGAGCAGGGAAGAGCGAAGACUUUUAUCCGCCUUAACGACCUGUCCGGGGCCGGGGGCCGCCCGGAGCCGGGGGACAGGGAUGCGGGCAGCGGCGGCUCGGAGGCGGAGGCGCUGCCCUACCCGGCUCUGGCCCCCGUCGUCUUCUUCUACCUGAGCCAGGAGAGCCGCCCGCGGAGCUGGUGCCUCCGCCUGGUCUGUAACCCGUGGUUCGAGAGAGUGAGCAUGCUGGUGAUCCUGCUCAACUGCGUGACGCUGGGCAUGUUCCACCCCUGCGAGGACAUCGCCUGUGACUCGCCGCGCUGCAGGAUCCUCCAGAGCUUUGAUGAUUUCAUCUUUGCCUUCUUCGCUGUGGAAAUGAUCGUCAAGAUGAUCGCACUGGGGAUUUUUGGGAAGAAAUGCUAUUUGGGAGACACAUGGAACCGCCUGGACUUCUUCAUUGUCAUCGCAGGGAUGCUGGAGUACUCGCUGGACCUGCAGAACGUCAGCUUCUCGGCCGUCCGCACUGUCCGCGUCCUGCGGCCACUCAGGGCCAUUAACCGGGUCCCCAGUAUGCGCAUCCUAGUGACGCUUCUUUUGGACACGCUGCCCAUGCUGGGGAACGUCCUCCUCCUCUGCUUCUUUGUCUUCUUCAUCUUCGGCAUCGUGGGAGUCCAGCUGUGGGCAGGUUUGCUCAGGAACCGCUGCUUCCUCCCCGAGAACUUCAGCAUCCCCUACACAGUGGAUUUGGAGCGAUACUACCAGACGGAGAAUGAAGAUGAGAACCCCUUCAUCUGCUCCCAGCCCCGGGAGAACGGGAUGCGCUACUGCCGGAGUAUCCCAACGCGGAGGGAGGAGGGUCUCGAGUGCACCUUGGAUUAUUAUUCCUACAAUGACACCACCAACACGUCCUGUGUCAACUGGAACCAGUAUUACACCAACUGCUCUGCUGGGGAGCACAACCCCUUCAAGGGAGCCAUCAACUUCGAUAACAUCGGCUACGCCUGGAUCGCGAUAUUUCAGGUCAUCACGCUGGAAGGCUGGGUGGACAUCAUGUACUUUGUCAUGGAUGCACACUCCUUCUACAACUUCAUCUACUUCAUCCUCCUGAUCAUUGUGGGCUCCUUCUUCAUGAUCAACCUCUGCCUGGUAGUGAUCGCAACGCAGUUCUCGGAGACGAAGCAGCGCGAGAGCCAGCUGAUGAAGGAGCAGCGGGUGCGCUACCUGUCCAACGCCAGCACCCUCGCCAGCUUUUCGGAACCGGGCAGCUGCUACGACGAACUCCUCAAGUACCUGGUUUACAUCGCCCGGAAAGGCAGCAAGCAGCUCGUCGCGGUUUACCGGGUGGCAGGUGCGAGGAUGGGCUUUCUCCCCAGCCCCACGAGCAAGGCAGGGGCUGACCGGCAUACCAGGAAGCGCCGGAGCAGGAAGAGGUCCUCUGUGCACCACCUCAUCCACCACCAUCACCACCACCACCACCACUACCACGUGGGCAACGGGAACCUGCGAGCGCCUCGUGCCAGCCCAGAGAUCAGCGACGUGGAGACCAGUUCGCUCCACAACGGGACCAACCGGCUGAUGCUGCCCCCCUCGGCAUCAAACCCUCACGGGACCCCCAGCGCCUCUCCCAGCAACACCGAGUCCGUCCACAGCAUCUACCACGCUGACUGCCACUUCGAGCCGGUGCGCUGCCGGUCAUCCCUUCCGCAGCCGGGCCUUGGCUUGCCGAGCCCAGAGGGGAUCCCCAAGAACAUUGUGGGCAGCAAGGUGUACCCUACGGUGCACCCCAGUACCUCCCAUGAGAUUCUGAAGGAGAAGAGCCUGGGGGAGGCGGCGGUCGGGGCCGGGAGCAGCACCUUGACGAGCCUCAACAUCCCGCCCGGGCCGUACAGCACCAUGCACAAGCUGCUGGAGACGCAGAGCACGGGGUUCUUUUCAGUCCACGUUACGGAGAAAAGCGAUGGCUUUCCAGGUCCCUGCCAAAGCUCCUGCAAGAUCUCCAGCCCCUGCACGAAGCUGGACGGCGGCUCCUGCAACCCUGAGAGUUGCCCUUACUGCCUCAAGGUGCUGGCGGGCGAGGGCGAGCUGACAGACAACGAGACGGCCGACUCGGACAGCGAGGGGGUCUAUGAGUUCACGCAGGAUGCCCACUACAGCGACCAGCGGGACCCGCAGCGUGGCAGAGCCCGCGCCAGGAAAGCGAGCCGGGUGCUGGCCUUCUGGCAUGUGGUGUGCGAGACCUUCCGGAAGAUUGUGGACAGCAAAUAUUUUGGCCGUGGAAUCAUGGUGGCCAUUCUCAUCAACACCCUCAGCAUGGGGAUCGAGUACCACGAGCAGCCGGAGGAGCUUACCAACGCCCUGGAGAUCAGCAACAUCGUCUUCACAAGCCUCUUUGCCCUGGAGAUGCUGUUGAAAGUCCUCGUUUAUGGUCCUUUUGGCUACAUUAAGAAUCCAUACAACAUCUUUGAUGGGAUCAUCGUGGUGAUUAGCGUGUGGGAGAUAGUGGGCCAGCAAGGUGGAGGGCUCUCAGUCCUGCGGACCUUUCGGCUCAUGCGAGUUUUGAAGCUGGUUCGCUUCAUGCCAGCCCUCCAGCGCCAGCUUGUAGUCCUCAUGAAGACCAUGGACAAUGUGGCCACGUUCUGCAUGUUGCUAAUGCUCUUCAUCUUCAUCUUUAGCAUCCUGGGGAUGCACCUCUUUGGCUGUAAGUUUGCUUCGGAGCGAGAUGGCGACACGCUGCCCGACAGGAAGAACUUCGACUCCUUGCUCUGGGCCAUCGUCACUGUGUUCCAGAUUUUGACCCAGGAAGACUGGAACAAGGUCCUUUACAACGGCAUGGCAUCGACCUCCUCCUGGGCUGCUCUCUACUUCAUCGCUCUCAUGACAUUUGGGAAUUACGUUCUCUUUAACCUGCUGGUGGCCAUCCUGGUAGAGGGUUUCCAGACAGAGGAGAUGUCCAAGCGAGAAGACGCGAGUGGGCAGUUAAGCUGUAUUCAGCUGCCUGUCGGCUCCUCGGGGAAAGGCAAACUGGGAGUGCAAGAACAGGGUGAUGCUUCCAAGUCCGACUCUGAGGGGGAUCUCUUCCCCCGCAGCCUGGAAGAGGAGGGGGUGCUUAAGAAGAACUUGUCGACCCCAGCCUUGAUGGCCCUGAGCGACCACCCGGAGCUGAAGAAGAGCCUGACCCCACCGCUCAUCAUACACACCGCUGCCACGCCGAUGCCCAUGCCCAAGAGCGCUGUGUUUGGAGAUGCAGCACAAGGCUUCGAGUCCCGCCGGGCCAGUGGCAUCUCCAUGGAUCCUGGUGCCUAUGAGCUCAAGUCCCCGCCCAGCACCCGCAGCUCCCCGCACAGCCCCUGGAGCGCCAGCGGUGGCUGGAACAGCCGCCGCUCCAGCUGGAACAGCAUCGGCCGCGCGCCCAGCCUCAAGCGUCGGGAGCAGAGCGGCGAGCGCAGGUCCCUCCUCUCUGGAGAAGGGAAGGAGAGCUCAGAGGAAGGAGACAGCUCCGACGAGGAGCAUUCCAGCCGGGCUGGUAGCUUCAACAGCUCUUUGCCUCAUCGUAUGGAGUCACUGGAAACAAAAGGCUCCUUCGACCUCCAGGAUACCCUGCAGGUGCCUUCCCUGUACCGGACCAGCAGCAUGCACAGCAGCCGGACCUCCACCUCCGAGCACCAGGACUGCAACGGGAAGACCUCUCCAGGUCUGCUGCUGCACCAGCUCCACCUGGAUGACCCCCAACCAGACUGCGAUGAUGGUGAUGAUGAAGGCAACAUGAACAAAAGGGACCGCAUGAAGGCGUGGGUACGGGCACGUCUCCCUGCCUGCUGCAAAGAGAGAGACUCCUGGUCCAUCUACAUCUUUGCUCCUCACUCAAGAUUCCGUCUGAUGUGCAAUAAAAUCAUCACACACAAGAUGUUUGAUCAUAUCGUCUUGGUGAUCAUUUUCCUGAACUGCAUUACCAUUGCCAUGGAACGACCCAAAAUCGAGCCUCACAGUGCUGAACGGAUUUUCCUAACGCUCUCCAACUACAUCUUUACAGUUAUCUUCCUGACAGAGAUGACAGUUAAGGUGGUGGCACUAGGCUUGUGUUUUGGGGAGAAAGCCUACUUGAAAAGCAGCUGGAACGUGUUGGAUGGGGUUCUGGUUCUCAUCUCCGUCAUCGACAUCCUGGUCUCGAUGGUGUCAGACAGCGGCACGAAAAUCCUGGGGAUGCUAAGAGUUCUGAGACUGCUGAGGACGCUGCGGCCCUUAAGAGUCAUUAGCCGAGCCCAAGGGCUGAAGCUGGUGGUGGAGACUCUCAUGUCAUCCCUGAAGCCCAUUGGAAACAUUGUGGUCAUCUGCUGUGCCUUUUUCAUAAUCUUUGGGAUCCUGGGAGUUCAGCUUUUCAAAGGGAAGUUUUUUGUCUGCCAGGGGGAGGAUACCAGAAACAUCACAAAUAAAUCGGAUUGUGCAGAAGCGAGCUACAAAUGGGUCCGGCACAAGUAUAAUUUUGAUAAUCUCGGCCAGGCCCUGAUGUCUCUCUUUGUUCUGGCCUCCAAGGACGGGUGGGUGGAUAUCAUGUACGAUGGCUUAGAUGCUGUGGGAGUUGACCAGCAGCCAGUUAUGAACUACAACCCAUGGAUGCUCCUCUACUUCAUCUCCUUCCUGCUGAUCGUGGCCUUCUUCGUCCUCAACAUGUUCGUGGGGGUGGUGGUGGAGAAUUUCCACAAGUGUCGACAGCACCAGGAGGAGGAAGAAGCCAAGAGGCGGGAGGAGAAGAGGCUCCGCCGGCUGGAGAAAAAGAGAAGGAGUAAGGAGAAACAGAUGGCUGAUCUAAUGCUGGAUGAUGUUUUAAUGGAGAGCUCAGCCAGUGCGGUGCAAGAAGCACAGUGUAAGCCCUACUAUUCGGAUUACUCCCGCUUCCGCCUCCUGAUCCACCAGAUGUGCACCAGCCACUACCUGGAUCUGUUCAUCACCGGAGUGAUCAGCCUCAACGUGAUCACCAUGGCCAUGGAGCACUACCAGCAGCCCAAGGUUCUUGAUGAAGCCCUGAAGAUCUGCAAUUACAUCUUCACCGUUAUCUUUGUCCUGGAGUCUGUUUUCAAGCUUAUUGCCUUUGGGUUUCGUCGCUUCUUCCAAGACAGAUGGAACCAAUUAGAUCUGGCAAUCGUGCUGCUGUCUAUCAUGGGCAUCACUUUGGAAGAGAUCGAGGUGAACGCUUCGCUACCAAUUAACCCCACUAUUAUCCGAAUCAUGAGGGUUCUCAGGAUUGCUCGAGUGCUGAAGUUGCUGAAGAUGGCUGUAGGGAUGAGAGCCCUGUUGGACACCGUGAUGCAAGCGCUGCCGCAGGUGGGGAAUCUGGGUCUUCUCUUCAUGUUGUUGUUUUUCAUAUUUGCAGCUCUUGGAGUGGAGCUGUUUGGAGACCUCGAGUGUGACGACACGCACCCCUGCGAGGGGCUGGGACGGCACGCCACCUUCAGAAACUUUGGGAUGGCCUUUCUGACUCUCUUCCGAGUAUCCACAGGAGACAACUGGAAUGGGAUAAUGAAGGACACGCUGCGAGACUGUGACCAGGAGUCCACCUGCUACAACACCGUCAUUUCACCUAUCUACUUCGUCUCCUUCGUGCUGACAGCCCAGUUUGUCCUUGUGAACGUGGUGAUUGCCGUGCUCAUGAAGCACUUGGAGGAGAGCAACAAGGAGGCUAAGGAGGAGGCAGAGCUCGAAGCAGAACUGGAGAUGGAAAUGAAGACAAUCACUCCUGGCCAACAAGGCCCCUCGGACAUCUUUGCGUGGACAGGCAGCCCUGGUGGAGAGAGGCCCGAGAGCCCCCGAGGAUGUACCAACCCCAUGCAAAUCAAGGUGGAUUCUCAGCUCUCAUUAGUUUACCCUAUGGAAAGGCACUUGUUUGAUACCAUAUCCAUGCUGAUCCAGGAAUCUCUGGAAGGAGAGCUGAAGCUGAUGGACAACCUGUCAGGCUCUGUGUGCCAUCAUUAUGCCCUCCCAGCUCCCGAAUAUUACAACUCUGAGAACCAGAUCCCUCUAGCUGAGAUGGAGGCUCUGUCUCUGACGUCAGAUAUUCUCUCUGAAAAGUCCUGGUCCUUAGCUCUGACGGAUGACUCUUUUCCUGAUGAUACUAACACACACUUACUUAAUGCUCUGGAAAGCAAUGCUGAUCUCCGCUCCAAUGACGACGUGCUGAGCCUGUCUCCCAGCAAGGACUUGCUGAGCGUGAGGAAGCCUUCGGUGGGGCGCACCCACUCUUUGCCAAACGACAGCUACAUGUUCCAGCCGCCGUACUCCAGUCCCUGCCCUGCCUCCCUGGGCGAGAGGAACCCGGCACAUCACAAAUCCCAGUCAGGUUCAAAGGCAUCAGUGCAGUCGCAGCCGGCAGACACCAGCUCCCUCCUGCAGAUUCCAAAAGACCAUUUUCACCACCUAAGAGCUCGCGAGCAUUUGGGGAGGGCGUGCAAGCCUCAGGUUUCCCAGCAGGCGCAUUCUCCUUCCGCCGAAAGGCUGCUCCGCAGGCAGAUGGCUAUAAGGAACGACUCUUUGGAUAGCAAGGAGGAUCUCCACACCGAGGUGAGUGAACUCUCUGACCCCAAUGUCCCCGCUGUGCCCAAAGAGGAGUCAUCAGUGGCUCUGACGCCCUCAGAAGCGCGAGAGUUGGCUGCAUGGAGCCGGGCGAGUGUUCAUACGCAGCAGCUUUCCCACAAUCAGUAUAAUAUUUCAAAGCAGGCACCAGCAUCGUGUGCUUGCGCAGGCUCCUUUGAGGAGGCACCUGGAGAUUCCAUGGACCAAGAAGUAUCCGAGAUAAACAGCUCCUCGGAGCCUCUCACUUCAGAAACUUGUACAGCCUCGAGUGCCUGUUCGGAGGCUCAGCCUCUCACUCCUAAGAGGAACAUAGGCAAUACCGGCAACGUUACAUUGAAGGACCUAAAGAAAUACCACAGUGUAGACACCCAGGGUCUUCUAAAAAAACCUCCCUCGUGGUUGGAUGAUCAAAGGAGACAUUCCAUAGAGAUUUGUUCCAUGGAAAACAGCCCUCAGCACCAUUCCACAUCUAGCUCUUCUGGCUUCAUAAGUCAGGUGGUAAGUGAAAUGGAAGGCUUGCAAGGAACGCGGCAGAAGAAAAAACUGAGCCCUCCGUGUAUAUCCAUAGAUCCACCCGACGGACAGAGUUUACUGCCCAGAGGACCUCACAGCAUCUCGCCCGCCGGUGGAGACAUCUGCUUGAGACGGCGUGCUCCGUCUUGUGAGUCCAAGGAUUCGAUGGAUAUAGGGGAUUCAUUGCUUCCAGACAGUAUGUCAACAUCUCCUACCCCAAAGAAAGACUUGUUGACACUUCCUAGCUUUUCCUUUGAUCAAACAGAAACGGACCCCUGAGUUACUUUUCUGUUGGUGCCAAAUGUUUUCUUCCUUUCAUGUAAGAGAAAAAACAAAUUAAAAAAAACUCUGUAUUCCAAAACGGCACUGGGUAAAAAAUUUCCAAAGAAAGAUUAAAGAACCAGCUGGUUAAAAGAGUGGUUAACCUAUAUCACGCUUACUUAAGCAUAUGUUCUGCUUAGGUAAAAGCAAUACAAUGUGCAGAAUCUAUAUGUAUAUUAUAUUUUAUUAAAUUAAUUGACUCUAGUAUUGCGGGAUGUAGUACAUUUUGUGACUAAAGAUGCGUUUAAUUUUCUUCUAUUUUAUGUAUCUCAGAAUAUUUCUGAGAUAAAGUUGGUUUUUAUGAAUAUUUUAACCUAAAAAAAAUAUAUAUUUAAUCCCUUCUCUUUUUUUGUUUUGUUUUGUUCCGGUUUCAUUUUGUUUCGCAAAGCACAAAAUGUAGCCAAUUAGUGCAUUACAGAGGAACUGUAUCCCACAGUCAGCAGUAAAUACAGAUUAUUUAAUGUAAUUUAUUUUUCCCCUUGGACUUCAAUGAUAUUUUGAGGAAAAAAGAAGAUUGUUUGGGUAGUAUAGAAAUGCAGUGGCAGUGUUUUAACAGAACAAUAUUCCAACCGUGCAUAAAAUCAACAUCCAGCGUAGAAGCAGGUGCACAAAGCCAGGAGGGCACAACGUGCUGGUAGACUCCUGGAGAUGGUGAAUGAAGAACCCCUCAAGCAUACACAGCACUGAAUCAUGAAAGGAUGGUACAGAUCACCCACUGGUGACCCACAAAGUCACAUCAGUGGAUAAUUUUCAUACAUGCCUCCCCUGAUCCAUGGCAGGAGGGUUGGAACUGGAUGGUCUUUAAAGUCCUUUCCAACUCAAACCAUUCUGUGAUUCUAUGCUUGGGAAACUGAGGCAAGAAAAACUUGUGGUCACUUCUGAGAUGUGUUUUUCCAAUGUCUCUUGCUGAGGGUUGCCCCUCUAAGCUCAUGGUUUGUGGAACUUCUUUCUGCGCCGGGCAGAAAGGAGAGCAAGGCUGUGGUUUAUAGUUGCAGCAGGUGAAUCGGGUGCAGACACAGCGCAGCAGUGGGCGUAAGCGUGUGUUUAUAAAGUUAAGCUCUGGCUUAAACUGCCUUAAGGUUGAUCGUAUUGAAGUAAUUCUUGAAGAUGAAGAUCAUACGGUUAUCCUUCAGGAAGGGCAGGGAUAGGACAAUAGGAACGGUUUUCAGCUGGAAGAGGGGAGAUUGAGAAGAGAUUUUUGGAAUAAAUGUUUUGCUGUGAGGGUGGGGAGGCCCUGGCCCAGGGUGCCCAGAGCAGAGGUGGUGCCCCAUCCCUGGAGGGGUUCCAGGCCAGGUUGGAUGGGGCUCGGAGCCCCUGAUCCUGUGGGAGGUGUCCCGGGUUGGCACUGGAUGGGCUUUGAGGCCCCUUCCAACCCAUUCAUUCUAUGUGAAUCAAGGCCCACUGCAAGUUAUUUCACAGAAUAGAUGUAAGAAUGUCUGUAGGUGCUGAAAUGGCCAUUGGUUUUCAGUUUACAGAGGUGGGGUUUUGCUGUCACUGCUGGAGUUAAUUUAUAUGACCCUGGCUGUAAUUUUAUUUCCAAUCUGUCAGAAGCCUUAAGCAGCAACAUCGUGGUACAAAGUAGAUAAAAAUGGAAUUCAUGUCCUUAUAUAAUGUCCUUAACGUCAUCAUCUCAGAAAUUAAUUAUUUCUGUGCUAACACCCUUUGCAUAAAGCCGCUGGUAAAGCUGGACCCUUCGCCUGAAAGCCACAAGAGGCUGGUCCGGCCCCACACCUCCCGCUCUUCCCAAGGCUGAUGGAAACCAGACACGAGCUUCCCUCAGCUCCUGUGGAAUCACAUGAAGAUGUAGGCCAAGACAGACUCUGCAGGCGUGGUUUGAAGCGUGUGAAUAGCAGAGGUUUAGAACUGCUCAGGUUUAAAUAGCGCAGGUUUAAAACUCAAUAAGGCUUUGCUGGCUCGAGUCUUUAAACCAGCGCAGGCGAGAGGAGGAUUUGUGCUAAUUCUGUCAGGCAGGAGUUUGUAACUUUCUGAGAACUACUGAUCUUUCCAAAUCACUACAACAUGUUGAUGUACAGCCUUUUAUCCAUGCAGAGAUUAGGCUGUUACAACUACAUGUGUCUGCAUUAGCUUCAAGGAGACGUACAAGAAGAUGCUGUUUAUACCUAAGAGCCCAAGUGAGGUCUUAAGCUCCUUUAUUUUUACUUGAGGACGUUUACUCCAUAAACAAUUCCUAUUGAUUUUACAUGUCCUGGAGAAAUGUAAAGGCUUUCAGCGGGAAGUCAGGCAAUCAGUGGAGUUGAAGCAGGAGGAUUAACAUUCUGCACUAUGUACUGCAGUUCCAUUAGUUCUUGGCUGGGACAUUUUUCCCCCCCUUCCUCAACGCGGGGCCACACGGAGCCCGCUCUCUUUGAUAUGCCACGCCAAAUCCGGAGCUGAGCCUGGUUAAAGCAGUGAUUUCAAACAAACCUUUCAUCAGUUUCUCCCCAAGAUCAUAUUUAAGGAAAUAAUAAAAUUACAGUGUAUUAAGCCUCAGAAAUAUUUGUAAUCCCUUGUUGGUUUUACACUCGUAAUGAGCCUUAGCUUUGCCUUUCACACAGCCUAAAUAAUUUGGGAAAAUAGCCCGGCAACUAAAAUUGCCAACCCAUGUUCCUUAAUGAUGAGGAGCUUGUUUGUUUAGCUGGAAUGAUACUACUCAUACAGUUCCUUCUGUACCGAAAAAAACAUGCAACAUUUCAGCUUGAAACCGCGGCACAACAAGCUGAUGUGGAUCCAAUGCUCAACUCCCGAUGCUGAAAGCCUGAAGGCUCUUCUAGUUUCAAUACUUGGGGUUUUGCCCACUGAUAAGGUUUGUGGAAGUGGCAAAAAGUUUACAUCACACAUGAAUAUUCAGUAAGGACUCAUCGAUGAAAAAGUACACUAUGGUGAUGCAUUCAGGAAGAGAAAUCCAUGUAAAAUAGUUUGUUUUCUAGACUGGCUGAGUUUUUUCUAGAUGCCCUUUUGUCAAACAAAUACAGAUGUUCUGCAGCGUGUGCAAUAAUCUUCAGCUGAUUUUAAAUACCAUGUGGGGGGGGUUUUAUAGAAUUUGACUUUUUUUAAGCAAAAUGUACAAAAAUCCACAGAAAUUCUGUAGAAUGGUUAUGUUGAUAGAAUUUUUUAUAUUUUUGUAGCAAUCUAUAGAGAAAUUGUUAAAAACUCUGCGUAGCCUCUUGGGAACAGAAGCAGCUCUUCUCUACCGGUUCCUUUUCCUAAACCUGGCGCCAGCCCUGCUGCGUUACAACCCGUAGAGCCUAGUUUCAGCGCCUGCAUCCAGGUCGCGUUUAGAUUUAAGCAGCUAAGCUCGAGUUCUACGAUAUCGCAGUGCUAUUAUUGAUCGAGAGCUGUACCCACCUGAAAUAUCUACCCCCAAGCCCCAGCCCCUCUCGAUGCUGACGUAGUCGCAUGGCUCUCCAGUACACUCAAGCACACCAGCACUUUACUACUGCGAAUUUACUGUAUCCAGGUGGAUAUUCUGCUCUUGCCAGUUUGACACAUGGGGGGAAAAAAAGAGAUUGCAGAUGUGUCUGGAAAAAUGUAAAUUCCAUUCCAACCCCUUGCACGCAGGACUGACAUUUCCUAGCGCGGUUACAGGCUGUUUAUAAUGUAGAUAUUUUGGAGGAAGGCAAAGAAAACACUGUUUUUGACUUGUGUGGAUUGCACUCAGCACAAGGUGUGUUCAAGGUGAAGAAAAGGAAAAAUAAAAGCGUUACCGUUGUAAAUUAGGCAAUGCCCCAGUCUGCCCUUUUCUGCCCCUCGGCUCUAAUAACCCAUGUACACUAUACACAAGGUGACUAGAGUAGGCACAGUACCAUUGCAACGUCCGUAACGACCUAGUAUAUAUUAUAGAACUUUGUAUUUAAUAGGUAAUAUAUUGUUAUACUGUACCAGGUAUAUAGGCCAAAAUGAGGUCUUUUGGUCAGGGCAACAAAAGGUGGUAUUCAUGGGGAAAAUUGGGUUAAAAUGUUCCUUUUUAAUAAAAGAAAAAAGACAAAAAAUGAGUGUAAAUCUUUACAAAUGACAAAAACA